This is a messenger RNA of Malus domestica (apple), 1606 nucleotides long. Its product is annotated as two-pore potassium channel 3-like. NCBI's taxonomy places the organism in Eukaryota, Viridiplantae, Streptophyta, Magnoliopsida, Rosales, Rosaceae. Gene Ontology annotation, molecular function: outward rectifier potassium channel activity; potassium ion leak channel activity. Gene Ontology annotation, biological process: stabilization of membrane potential; potassium ion transmembrane transport. The record is from RefSeq and is a predicted model, not a curated record. Gene Ontology annotation, cellular component: plasma membrane; plant-type vacuole membrane.
AAACUUAGGCGAACAACCACUCAAACUCGAGCCAAAACGUUCACUUGUUGCAUGGAUUGACUUGUAGUUGGAGCUGAUUUUUUCUUUUAUUUCUUUGGUAAGACAAACGAAACAUACCGAUAACACCAACACUUUGAACCUUUAAUUUCCUACAAUAUAUGCGGACUCCCCAGUCACCACCAUGGACGAACCUUUACUUUCCAGGAUUCAGACAGCACUUGGUGUCGGAGGUGACGAUCAACAAGUAGCGUCUUCGAGCAGAUCAACGGCCAGAACACCCAGAACACCGCGAAGAAGAAGCUACCCCUCAGGUUACCUUGAUGUACUCAACUCCGAUGUUAUUGUCCCCAUCAUCACAACACCAAACUCUUCCUCCUACGCCAAUCUCCUCGCGAACCUGAACAAGAACAAGCGGAGACAGCUCAAGCACCGCUCCCACUCAGCUCCCUCGGUGUUCACUGACAUCAAGGAGCUGAUUCAAGACUCCGUCGAUGAUCCAAGACCUGCCCCUAAAUCAACCCCUCUCAUCGUUCGCCAAGCUUUCAUCGGUGUCAUUAUCUAUGUCAUCAUCGGCAUUGUCAUAAUCUUGACAACCGGGGGUUUCAAGGGAGAAGCCACUUACAAGCCGGUUGAUGCCUUGUACUUCAUUGUGGUCACGCUCUGUACGAUUGGCUAUGGCGACAUUGUUCCUGACACGACCGGUACCAAGCUCUUCACCUGUUUCUUCAUCUUGGUCGGUUUUGGAUUCAUCGAUAUUCUGCUCAACGGUUUGGUGGUGUACAUCUGCGACAGGCAAGAAUCGGUGUUGUUGAGCACCGUCGAUGAGACGAAGUUCAACAACAUGAUUCAGACGUACAUGAUCGACAAAGAGAAAGGACGAAUGAGGAUAAGGAUCAAGGUAGCGUUGGCACUGGGAGUGGUGAUUGGUUGUAUAGCUAUAGGGACAAUUACAGUACAUUUUCUCGAGAAGAUGAGUUGGGUUGAUAGUUUCUACCUCUCUGUUACUUCAGUCACAACUGUAGGUUACGGCGAUUUCGCUUUCCAGACAGUUGCGGGUAGGUGUUUUGCAAUAAUCUGGUUACUGUUUAGCACAUUAGCUGUUGCUAGGGCUUUUCUGUACCUGACCGAGCUUAGAAUCGACAAGCGGAAUCGUCGAAUCGCGAAAUGGGUUCUUCAGAAGGAGAUCACCCUCAGGGAUUUGUUGGCAGCAGACCUGGAUAAUGAUGGAUGCAUCAGCAAAGCGGAGUUCGUCAUAUACAAGCUUAAGGAGAUGGGGAGAGUGGCAGAGAAUGAUAUUAUGCAGAUAUGCAAGCAAUUUGAUUCUUUGGAACAUAGCAACAAUGACAAAAUUACUCUUGUUGAUCUAAUGGGAAGCGACAUGUGAGUGAUUCCAAUAAGGUUUCCCUCAAUCGAAAGUCCGAGGCAUCACACAGAUCUUGCUACAGAAAUUAACAGAAGCAAACUGUGAGAAUUCUGAAUUUUUACGGUACACGUAUAUAGAACUAGGCAUAUGAAUUUGAUGUUUCACUACAGAGCAGAAAACUCAAUACAAUUCUUUUGUAAAUACUUUUGGUUUCAAAUAAAAAUGGAAACUUUGACGAUCUCA